GGGACUUCCCGGCUGUCGUACGAUUUCUCGUUUAAAAGGGGAACGCUGUUUAGCUAUGCCCAUUCAGUUUCACCAUUUUCACCAAACUACGACGACUACGUUGACCUUCGUGGAUUUUUAACGAUGACAAGGAUCAUCCUUAUUUUCAACAUUAUUCUCAUUGUUUUUCAAUUCAAAAAUGAUUUGAUCCUUGGCUCGCCAUUAACCGAAACUAUGAUGAAUCGUCUCAACGUUACCGGUUGUCCAAGGAUUGUAACUAGAGAGGAAUGGAAAGCACGUAAACCUUUGGGCGAGCAACAAAUCGAACGUACACCAACGCCAUACGUAGUUAUUCAUCAUGGUGGAAUACGUCAAUAUUGUUACGAUCAAGAAACAUGUAGCAAAAUAGUAAGAUCUUAUCAGAGAUUACAUAUCGAUGAUCAUGGUUGGUUCGACCUUGGUUAUAAUUUUGUAAUUGGCGAGGAUGGUAAUAUUUACGAGGGCCGUGGAUGGAAUAAAGUUGGUGCACACGCGCCCGGAUAUAAUUUUCAAAGUAUCGGCAUUUGCAUUAUAGGUGAUUUUAUGGAUUUUCUACCAAAUGCCUUGGCUCUUCGUGCUUUAAAUUCUCUGAUCUCAUGCGGCGUCUUUCUUGGAAAGAUACAUCAUGAUUACAAUGUUAUUGGACAUAGGCAAGCGCGUAAUACGCUUUGUCCAGGAGAUACGUUUUACAAAUACGUCAUGACGUUUCCUCAUUGGACAUCUCAUCCUAUACCUGAAAAAGUACAAACUACAACUACGGAUGCACCAUCGAAGGUACCAAAUGGAAACGACCUGAAUAAUAAUGAUAACGGCGUACCAAUACAAACGAAUAAUUUCAUAUGCCUGAUAUUAGUAUCUAUGUGCAAAGGUCAUGGACACGAAUGUAUGUGUUCAACGACGGAGAAGACGAUCAAAGUAAUCAGAAUGGUACGAGCGACGUUUCUACUUAUUGCAACGUGCAUCACAAUUUGCCAUCCAGCGGAAAUUGCAAAUUCUGCUGCAACUUCUGAAAUACCUAACAUCAUUUCAAGACAACAAUGGGGAGCUAGAUCACCGAAAACCACUAUACGUCCUCUUAGAAUAAAUCCACCUCCGUAUGUUAUUAUUCAUCAUUCGGAUACUGUUAGUUGUAACACUCAAGCUAUUUGUCAGGCUAGAGUGAGAAGUUUUCAGAAUUAUCAUAUGGACACGAAAAAAUGGAACGACAUAGGCUACAAUUUUUUGGUCGGUGAAGAUGGUAAUGUCUACGAAGGUCUUGGCUGGGGUAAACAUGGCUCUCAUUCAAUCCCAUAUAAUUCCAAGAGUAUUGGUAUUUGCAUCAUUGGUAAUUAUACCAAUACCACACCAAAUCCAGCGAGCAUUCGGACAACGAAGAAUUUGAUAGCUUAUGGUGUAGCUAACAACAAAAUCAAAUCAGAUUAUAAGCUUCUUGGCCAUCGACAAACCGCUCAAACCGAUUGUCCUGGAAAUUCAUUAUACGAUAUGAUUAAAACAUGGAAUAAUUGGAGCGAUACGCCAUGAGAAAUAUAAUCGUUAUGCGAUUAAAUUUAUUUACGAGAUAUAACGUUAUAUCGUUAUAGAAUUGACAAUUAUUGUUAUAUCGUCUCAAUAAUCAUUUUGACUUGUUUUCAAUUAACAAUAUAAAUAGAUACGUACAAAUUUGACAUUUCUACGAAUAUUUUCGUUUGUUGUAUCGUAAAGAAAGAAUUUUGAAAGGAUUCUUAAUAUUUUAUUUGCUUAUAUAGUUAUCGUGGGUGAAUCUUUUGUAAUUUGUAAUGCGUAAGGUUUACGUUGUAACUUCAUUAUUCUUUUUUUUUUUUUUAUGAUAUACACAAAGACAAAUGUAUAUAUCUACAAAAGUAUAAAAUUUUCUCAAUGAUUUACAAUA
Vespa velutina is the source of this 1906-nucleotide messenger RNA. RefSeq lists its product as uncharacterized. Lineage: Eukaryota; Metazoa; Arthropoda; Insecta; Hymenoptera; Vespidae. Gene Ontology annotation, molecular function: zinc ion binding; N-acetylmuramoyl-L-alanine amidase activity. Gene Ontology annotation, biological process: peptidoglycan catabolic process. The transcript has 8 exons. The record is from RefSeq and is a predicted model, not a curated record. Bases 124 to 1539 code for a protein of 471 amino acids.